GCACCUACUCAAAUGUCUUCAGCGCCAUUUUCAAUAUUCGCAAAAGUUGUUUGUAAACAAGCCGCAAGUAUUUGUCCUUAUAAGUCUAUUGAACAUUUUAUUAAGAAAUGUCGAGUACACCUCAAGGGGAGGUUCGGACUCCGGUGAGCCGACUGGCAUCCACAGCCGGACUGUCGUCAGACUACAUCUCCCCCACCACCCGGCGGAGACCCAUCCCCCUGACCAGCCAGUCUUCUAUCCUCUCCAACUUUGCGGAGAAUGAUGACGCUGCAGAGAAGAGGCAACGGAGGCACUCCCGUGUCAUGGAGAUGCAACGUCACCUCCAGAGCCCCGUCUCCUCUCCAUCGGACAGGAGGAGAUCUCUACCCCUUAGUGGUUUAUCAACUGGUCAGCUGACUGAUCAUUAUUCAAACUGUAUCAAGCUCUCUGCAGAAAAUAAAAUCAAUUCCAAGAAUGCUUUUGGGCUUCACCUGAUUGACUACAUGGCAGAGCUUCUUAAAUCGAAGAAAGGAGAGAUGACAAACUUCCAGGUUGCGAGUUGCACCCUUGAUGCCAGCGCUAAGAUCUAUGCAGGCAGAGUGGAUGCUAUUCACGCUGAGACGUACAAGAUGCUGGGAGGACUCGGACAUGACAGGCAGAACAAACAAUCAGAAGGAGACGCAGAAGGAACGGAGGCUAAUGACGGGAAAAAGAAGAAAAGAGCCCGUCAUUCUAACACAGUGGAGACCAACCUGAAGAACAUCAAUGUGACUAAACUGGACCUUGGAUUUGAGCCUGAUCCACUGUUCCAGCGAACCUCGGCAGCUUUCGACGAGGGCGGGUCCUUCGGUCUCCUCCUCAACCACCUCCAAUGCCGAGACGACGGCUGUGAGCUGCUCCUCGAUUCUAAUACGAUCAUCAAUAACGAGGAGGAACCAUCGAAAUCAGAGAAAGGCAUACAGACCAUGGUUGACAUGAGUGAAAUAACAGAAAUAUACAAUGGAGUGAGUUUAGAGAACUUGCAGAUUUGUCCGGAGUUUGCCGAUUUCAAAUUCACAGACUGGAAUGCAGAUGGAGAGGAGGGUGUCACUUCCAUGAUCAGCAAGAUGGCCGCCGACAGCAAACAAGCCUUCGACGUCCAUGCAAUCCCCGAACCCUUGGAAGAAGAGCCCGUAGAUCACAUGGGUAUGGGAGGAGACCAUUUUGAAGGAGGGGGGUUUAGUGAUGAUGAUGACGGAGGGGAGCGGCUAGACCAGCCCUCGAUGUUUCACUCGGAUAAUUCCGAUGCCACCAUCAUGAUAGGUCGUUCAGCGUCAAGUUCUGUGUCCGUCAACACUGGAGGGAAACUCUGCUUACAGCUUUCCCUGGAACCCUCCGAGUAUUCCUACUUCAACCUGGAUGUCCUCAAUACGUGGGCAGGUCCGCAGCACUGGAAACUCAAACCUAAAUCUAAAGAUCCUGCUACAUUCGAGGAAGGCACCAAGAAAGUAGCCUCAAAGAAACCCGCAUUCAGAUUAAAUUACGAUGAAGAUAUGGACUUUGAUAAAUUCUUUGGCGAAAGCAAGGCCUCCACCACACUCUCUCAGGCUACUCUGAAUAAAUAUAAUAAGAGCGAGCUCACUCUUCCUGAUCAAGAUGACGAUUACAAACCAACGAGUCUCCUGAAGAUGUUCCUCAGGCCAAACUUCAUGAUGAAACGUCAGGCUACAAACAGCAGCAAUGAUUCUCUUGAUGAUGGUAUAGAUGGCUACGAUUAUAACAACGAAAAUGACUGCGCCAACUUUUGUCCAGCUGCCGGGGGUGGAGAUGAUGAUGACGACGACAGCACGCAUGCCCCUGGAAGCAUGACCUAUGACCUGAGCUCCAUGGGAGGUUGUGACGUGAGUCAUGGAUCAGCUGGUAGCCAUAGUGGUUUCUUCAAUAACAGUGUCUUUGAUGCCACGAUGCUCCAGGGAGACAAGCUCGUUGCACAACCCCACAAGGUUAACAAGAUUGAUAUACAAUACGCCCGCACAGCUAAGAGGAUGGAUGUUAAAAGGCUUAAGACGCACAUGUGGGGCUUCUUGACGAAGCCAGAGGCAGACAAGGAGAACGUCAGCAAUGAGGCCGAUGCGGACGGUGUUGCUGGAACCCAAUCGUUUUGUGACAUGUAUACUACCCUUCCUGACAGGCUUAGCAAGACAAUGUCGAAGAACCUCAGUAUUCCCAUUGCGUUCGUGUGCCUUCUUCAUCUCUGCAACGAAAAGAGUCUGAGAUUGUCGGUCCAGGCCGAUAGCUUUGAGGAUCUCCUCAUCACUCAAGAUUAAAAGCCAGCCACGUCAGCCUUUCAACAGUAUUUCAGAUCCAAGUCAAAGGAAAUAGACCAGGGAGUGUUUCACAUAAAUUUAAAAGCACCACAAUCAGCAAGAUAUUAUGACUUGACCAUUUAAAAAAAAAAAGACUGGGCUAUUUCAACACCUAAGAAGACUGGGGGGGGGGAGGCUGAAUCCCGGCCGUUGAUCACUUGAUCACGAUGAAAAUUGGCAUGCGCAUUACCCAUGGCAUAAUCUACAAAAUAGUAAAAUCAAAUUCUUCAAGAAAUCUCAUUGCUAAUUAAUUAUGCUGAUUUAUGCAUAACAUCAAAAUUUUGCUCUAAUUAACUAAAUAAGGCCCCCAAAAUACUAUUUUUUUAUUCACAGACUCUUCAAAUGAUUCUGAUCAAUGUAAGUAAAAAAAUUCAAUGUCACAAAUAUUUUCUUGUGAAAUUUUUGUUUUUAAAAUUUCUUAUGUAUUUCUUUGUUUUUUACUAUUUUUUUUAAAUGGAAAUCUUAUGGGACUUUCUUCUGACCGAAAACAAAAUGAAAUUAAUUGAGGUAAAUCCGUAAAAGGAGAGAUAAUAAUACAUUUAUGAAUUUGGGCUAAAAACACUCAAGUAUUUGCAUUGGAUUUGUACACAAAUCCACGCUUUGAGCAAUUUUGGGUCUGCAUGCACUUACGAAAUGUUGUGUGAUUUCGGAAUCGCACUCUCGGGGGUCGCAAAUUUUGUCGCAAAAGCUGUGGGAGACUGGAAAAUAAAAGGUCAGCAAGUGGCGCGGUCAAAAAAUUUGGUGCAGGGGAUUUAUCACGAAAAAUGUGAUCUUUUUGCGUUACAAAUUAAUCUUGAAAAAUGUUGAGGGGGGCUGUUCCCCUCCCCCCCCCCCCCCCCGCUGGAUAGGUUUAAAGCCAUAAAAAGGUAUAAAAACUAAAAAAGGAAUUCAGAGAAACAGAUUAUUGUAAAACUUGAGAUUUUUUGGCUCUUUCUUUAAUGAAUUCAUGAAAAUUAGGGGGGGGGGGGGGGUUGCUAGCAAUAAAUCUUCAGAGUCAUAAAACUUGAAAUUGAAAAUAUAUAUAUAAAGGGGAAGGGGGGGGGGGGGAUUGGAGCGGGAGCUUGAUUUGAUAUGAAUGAAUAUUCUCAAUCUCAAACAGUCUCAAAUUCCGGACUGUAUUUUAAGAAAUAUCUUGUUUAAAAGUACUUCCAAACUUAGGGUAAGGACUUAGUACUUUGUUCUCUAACCAAGAUUUUUACACCCUUAUAAAGUUAAAGUAUAAGUUAAAAAUGAAAAUUAAUAAACAAUCUCGGGUAUUACAUGAUUUGUUGGUAAAUGUAAAUUAUUUCACAUCAGUGAUAUUUCACUUUUGCCAUCUUAGUGACAAAUAACAUUCAUUAAAGCUCAAUGUGAUUUUUUUUUGGUGGGGGGGGGGGCAAAAUACGAAUUUGAGAACUUGGUGUACACCACUGUAUAAUGAAAGUUAUACUUUGUAAAGAUAAGAAUUAUGUUUUUUCAUGAAUUUAGAAUUUUGAUUUUCAGCCUAAUUUUCAUGCUACAUGUGGAUAUGGUAUACAUAGAAUUGUACUGACCUCUGAUUCUGUGAAUGAAAUAUAAUGUAAAUAAUAUAGCAUCAA
Messenger RNA from Lytechinus pictus (painted urchin), 3901 nucleotides. RefSeq names its product condensin complex subunit 2-like. Gene Ontology annotation, molecular function: chromatin binding. The transcript is spliced from 19 exons. Gene Ontology annotation, cellular component: condensin complex. Gene Ontology annotation, biological process: mitotic chromosome condensation. The record is from RefSeq and is a predicted model, not a curated record. Lineage: Eukaryota; Metazoa; Echinodermata; Echinoidea; Temnopleuroida; Toxopneustidae. Bases 108 to 2285 code for a protein of 725 amino acids.